CUUUGGUACCUUCCUGCCAUGCCAGGGCCCUUUGCCUGCCUGGCCUGGUCACACUCGGAGACACGGCUCCUCUAUGUGGCUGAGAAGAGCCGGCACAAACGACAGUCCCUGUGCCCUUGGGACGUGCCAGGCGCAGCCUGGCCGGCAGCAGAGGAUGAUGAGGAGGGCAAGCAGUUUGUGUACCAUGAGGACUGGGGGGAGGCCCUGAGCACACGCAGCGUGCCAGUCCUCUGUGUCCUGGAUCUGGAGAGCCUCAGCUUGUCAGUGCUGGAGGGAGUCCCAGAGCACCUCUCCCCUGGCCAGGCCCUGUGGUCCCCAGAUGACCGUGGUGUGGUGUUCGUGGGCUGGUGGCACGAGCCCUUCCGCCUGGGGCUGAGUGCCUGCUCCAACAGGAGGUCAGGGAUUUUCCACUUGGACCUGGCCAGCGGGUGCUGCGAGUUGCUGUCAGCAGAGAAUGUUUCUGUCUGCUCCCCUCGGCUGAGCCCUGAUGGCCAGCGCCUGCUGUACCUGGAGGGGGUUGUGGGGGGACCCCACCGGCAGUGUCUGCGCCUGUGCAUGCUCACCUGGCAGACAAGGCAGACAGUGACGGUGCUCGACGUGGUGCAAGAGCCCACAGAGGCGUUUGCUGGGCUCUACGCAGAGGUGCUGCCACCGCAGUGCUGGGCAGCUGACAGCCGGCGAGCCGUGCUGGGCACCCCUCAGCGGAGCCGCACGGACCUGCUCCUCGUGGAUGUGGAGGCAUCCACCAUCACCAACCUGACAGCAGGGUCACCUGAAGGGUGCUGGGAGCUGCUCACUCUCCAGUGGGACCUGCUGGUGGCCACCUGCUCAGCCCCCCACCACCCCCCCAGUCUGGUGGUGGCCGUGCUGCCGCCAGCAGGCCAGGAGUUGCCCCUUGGCUGGGUGCUAGUGGAGGACACCCCAACAGUGCCUGGUGUCACCUGGAAGACUCUGACGGUCCAGCCACCCUGCAGUGGGCAGGGCCCCGCUGUACAGGACACCCAGGCUUUUGAGGCCCUGCUGCUGAGCCCCUCAGAUGGCACAUCACCGCACCCCCUUGUUGUGUGCCCCCAUGGUGGUCCCCAUGCUGUCUUCGAUGCCCGCUGGCGUCCGAGCAUGGCUGCGCUGUGCCAGCUGGGCUUCGCCGUGCUCCUAGUGAACUACCGUGGCUCCCUGGGCUUCGGCCAGGCCAGCAUUAGCUCCCUGCUUUCCUGUAUGGGUGAGCAGGAUGUGGCAGACACCCAGGUGAGGGGUGCUGGGCUGAGGGUGCUGGGGGGAUGCUGCUGGGAGGAUAUUGAUGUUUGGGUGCCAAUGGUGGGUGGCCCAUGGGUGCAGCUGGCAGUGGAGCAGGCUCUGCAAAGAGAGCCCCUGGACCCACAACGCCUGGCCCUGCUGGCUGGCUCUCACGGAGCCUUCAUCGCCCUCCACCUCCUCACGCGUGAGCCCAAGCGUUACCAAGCCUGUGCCCUGCGCAGUCCCGUCUCCAACCUUCUCACACAGCUGGGCACCUCUGACAUCCCUGACUGGCGCUACAUCUCCCUGGGGCUGCCCUACUCCUUUGAGCGGGUGCCACGUGCUGAGGAGGUGGCCACAAUGCUAUUGCGCUCGCCCAUCGCCCAAGCAUCCCAGGUGCAGACACCAGUGUUGCUGUGCGUGGGUGCCCGGGACCGGCGCGUCAGCCCCAUGCAGGCACUGGAGCUGUACCGGGUGCUGCGGGCCAGGGGUGUGCCAGCACGGCUGCUGUGGUACCCAGAGGGUGGCCACGCACUGGCUGGUGUGGAGACAGAGGCUGAUGUCUUCAAGAACUGUGCCCACUGGCUCCUCCAUCACCUGGGGCAGCCCAGGCGGGAUGGGACAGGCCAGCACAGCCCCUAAUGCCCACAGUGGUCCUGGGCUAUGCCAGCCCCAGGGUGACUUCUGGCCCUGAGGACCACACCAGAACCAGAGGCAGAUGGAGUGAGUGUAGCCCGGGGCAGGGAUGUGGAUUGGGAUUUCGUGUUAAAUAAAUGUGAGACCCUG
Molecule: messenger RNA, 2019 nt
Organism: Sturnus vulgaris (Common starling)
Lineage: Eukaryota; Metazoa; Chordata; Aves; Passeriformes; Sturnidae
Source: RefSeq, a predicted model, not a curated record